Oryzias melastigma (Indian medaka) is the source of this 2489-nucleotide messenger RNA. Its product is annotated as E3 ubiquitin-protein ligase TRIM39-like. Lineage: Eukaryota; Metazoa; Chordata; Actinopteri; Beloniformes; Adrianichthyidae. Gene Ontology annotation, molecular function: zinc ion binding; protein binding. The record is from RefSeq and is a predicted model, not a curated record. The coding region runs from base 252 to 1961 and encodes 569 amino acids. The transcript has 6 exons.
ACUAGUCCUUUAAUCACUUGGUAUAAGAUCAAUAUCCAAAUUCCCAGUAUUGAGAUAAUGUCUUCUAUACUCAUGAAUGAGGGUGUAAAUCCAAAACUAGCAUCAACAAAUGACUAAAAACUUGCAUUUAAUCGUAGCCUAAAUGCUUGAUCCAUUAACGGGUCUGUAAUUCUUGCAUAUAACACUAACAAAUAGAUUAUGUGGUCUGUUGGACAAAAGAAUAAAACACAUUUUCCUACAGAGCUUCAGCGAUGUCGGGUUUCGGCGUUUUUGCUUCAUUGCCGGAAGAUCAGUUCCUCUGUUCCCUCUGUCUGGAUGUCUUCAGCGACCCAGUCACCACCCCUUGUGGUCACAACUUCUGCAGAACCUGCCUGAGCCAACACUGGGACAAAGGCGAGCUCUGCCACUGCCCCACGUGCAAUAAAAGAUUCCCCAGCAGGCCAGAUUUCUUCACCAACGCCAUCAUCUCAGAGAUCUCUGUGCAGAUCAAGAAGAGAAAAAUAGAGGCGAUGGAAGGAGAGGAGAAUUCGCUGCGGGUGAUGUGCGACGUCUGCACGCACUUCAAGCUCCAGGCCUCAAAAUCCUGCCUGGUGUGCUUGGUGUCCUACUGUGAGGCACACCUGGAGCCGCACCACAGGGUGCCCACCCUGAGGAGGCAUGGGCUGAUCGAGCCGGUGGAGAACCUGGAGGAGAGGGUGUGUGAGAAGCACAGCAGGGUGAUGGAGCUCUUCUGCAGGCAGGAGCGAGUCUGCAUCUGCCUGCUGUGCAGUGAGGCUGAGCACAAAGGCCACCAGUUUGUGCCUGUGGAAGAGGAGGCAGCUCUGCAGAGGGAGAAUAUUGAGUCCAAAGAAGCACAGAUCAAACUGAUGAUCAACGACAGAAUGGAAAAGAUAAAAGGAGUCACUGAAAUCUCAGAAAUGAGCAAAGUAAAAGCAGCACAGGAGAUGGAACACAGCGAGAAGCUUUUUACCACUUUGAUGGAAAAAGUCCAAAAUAACCAAACAAAGCUCAAAUCCAACAUAGAAGAAAAGAUGAGGAAAUUUCAGGAGAGGAUGCAGACUGUUGUCGGAAAACUGCAGGAGCAAAUCGCAGAGCUGCAGAGGAAGAACGAGAAGCUCCAGGAGAUCUCACGGAACCAGGACUCCCUUCACCUGCUGCAGACCCUGCACUCUCUCCAGACCAUCUUAGACCAAGCAAGCAGCACCCAAUUCUGGGUUUACUCCGACCUCUGCUUGGAGACCCUGAGGACAUCUGUGAGUCACAUCAUAGAUGCUUUUCGAGCAGAACUGAAAACUCUGACCUGCACGGAACUGACCAGAAUGAGGAAAUACAAAGAAUCGGUCACGUUUGACCCUUCCACUGCUGGUGGAAACCUUGUGGUUUCCGACUUUGGAAAACGUUUGAAGCAUCCUAAAAUAACCUACUCAUCAUCAUCAUCUGACGACACAGACAAGUUCAACCUUCCCAUGAUUUUGGGGACAAAGGGCUUCACCUCUGGCCGGCACUACUGGGAGGUCAUAGUGGGCCUGAGGAACAACUGGGAUGUAGGUGUUGCUGCAGAGACAGCGGACAGAUCUGGAGGGGCAGUUUUGAAAAGAGAGAAUGGAUUCUUUGCUAUUGGAAAACGAGGGUUUGACUACCAGGUUCAUGCUACACCCUACACGGUUCUCCAUCUGUGCCCUAGGCCCAAAACACUGGGGGUGUAUUUGGACUACGAUGAAGGGAGGGUGUCCUUCUAUGAUGUGGGCGAGAAGCUGCACAUUCAUUCUUUUGUGGGGAUGGAGUUCACUGGAAAACUUUUUCCGUAUUUCUAUCUUUACAGCAAAACAAAGAAAUCUGAGCCUCUGAUUAUCGGAUCUAUGCUGGAUUACCAAUCCUUAUUUAAUUCCUUUCUCAAUGUCCAACAAGAUAAAGCUAAAUUAGCAGAACAGGAGGUUGUUGUAGAACACGGUCAUGCGUAGAACAUUUAUGACAUUGGUGCGGGUUAAUUUCAACUGCAACAGAAAUAUACAUAUAAAACAGACAUGUUUUCACCAUAAUGUUCUUUUUCGAUUGUCUUCUGCAGUCAUGUUUAAAUGGUAACAAAACAGGACAGUUUCCCAGCAGGCAAGGCCAAGUGGGCACAAAAUGUGGGCCUUGGGUUUGUCUGUAGUUUCUGUGGUGGUCUCACCUGUGUUUGCCCACAUUUGAUUUUGACUUAUUUAUUUUGUUCCAUUCAUGAAGAGAACAUUAUAUUAACAUAUUCGGUACACAUCAAAAGUCCAGAUAUCUUCGUGACAGGAAAAGAGCAGAGAGAAGAAUAACAUUAUUAUUUCAUUUCAGCCCCUAUAUUGCAUCUUAAAAGGAAAAAAAAGCUUAAGUGGAGACUCAGUGGGUUAGCUUGCUAUGCUAGCCAACUGCCUGCUGGACAGCGUAGCGUGCUCCGCUGUAGCAUGCUAGUAAGCUUCACUGUAGCAUCCUAGUGAGCUCCACUGUAGCAUGCUAGUAAG